AUGGUGAAAAAGAAGCCAUAUCUGAUUAGCGUUCAGCUACAGCUAUAGCAGUACUAGAAGUCGAAAUAAUCACAAUACAAUCUUUAAGAAAUGUCAGUCUCUUCCAUAUUCGGUUCUCCGAUUCUCCUAUUGCCCAGAUCAUCAUCCAAACCGGUCAAUCCCCUGGUUCAGUCACCUCCUAAGAAUAUUGGGUAUGGUGGUGGGUUAGCGAUAGAAUGUUCGUCAAGGCCAACUAAGAAGGCAACAGCCCAUCACAGGAAGACGAGGCCUAGAAAGAGUCAGCCAUGGGAUAUCAAACGUGGACCCACUGUUUAUCCUCCUCUACCUCCUCUUCCUGCUGAGUGGACUUUAAUUUCUUCUUCUGCUUCCGAUGACGGAACUGGUGAUGUUACUCAGGCUUCUUCUACUUCUGCUGCCGUAUUAGAGGCGCCGGUUUCAAGUGAGUAGUUGGUAAUUCGUUGUUUUAUCUAGUUUUUCCAUUGUAUUUCAGUUUUUUGAGUUGGGAUUUUUCCCUUAAUGUACUGGCUGUUCAUUGAAGGGGAAAAAAAACUCUUCUUAUUUUCUGUUGACAUAACUUUGGUGUAUGGCCCAUGUUUCAUUUGCUUGCGAUUGAUCCAGCCUCAUGCCAGUGCUAAAUUACUUGUUGUUUCAGUUAGUUGAUGUAAUUUUAUCUUAUGAUCGACUGCAUUAUGUUGUUGUA
Molecule: messenger RNA, 700 nt
Organism: Mercurialis annua (annual mercury)
Lineage: Eukaryota; Viridiplantae; Streptophyta; Magnoliopsida; Malpighiales; Euphorbiaceae
Product: 50S ribosomal protein 6, chloroplastic
Exons: 1
Coding region: 91-447 (118 amino acids)
Biological process (GO): translation
Cellular component (GO): ribosome; chloroplast
Molecular function (GO): rRNA binding; structural constituent of ribosome
Source: RefSeq, a predicted model, not a curated record